Molecule: messenger RNA, 261 nt
Organism: Ostreobium quekettii
Lineage: Eukaryota; Viridiplantae; Chlorophyta; Ulvophyceae; Bryopsidales; Ostreobiaceae
Source: the annotation of a GenBank genome assembly
GCUCCACGGCGUCGCUCGGAGGUGGACUACUUGUGGUGCAGCCGCCACAUGGGCGUGGAGGCUGUCAUGCACCCCGCCAACCCCCGGGACAUCUUGACGAUCGACCGGACCCUGCUGCCAAACAACAGGCAUCCAUCGGACCAUUUGCCACUGGGGGCAGUUCUUUUGCCCACCAGAGUGAAGCUGAACGGAGUGUUGGCAAAUGAGGAGCAGCUGGAGAACCAGCUGGAGGAGCAGCUAGAGAACCAGCUGGAGGAGUAG